GCGUGGUCAUGUCCUGGCUUCCCCCAACUAAGCCGAACGGGAUCAUCCGGAAAUACACCAUCUUCUGCUCCAGCCCUGGGUCCGGACAGCCAGCCCCUAGCGAGUACGAGACCAGCCCCAAGCAACUCUUCUACCGCAUCGCCCACCUCAACCGCGGGCAGCAGUACAUGUUGUGGGUGGCGGCCGUGACCUCGGCAGGACGUGGCAACAUCAGUGAAAAGGUCACCAUUGAGCCUGCUGGGAAAGAUCCGCAUCAGGUGGAUUAG
Molecule: messenger RNA, 266 nt
Organism: Chelonoidis abingdonii (Abingdon island giant tortoise)
Lineage: Eukaryota; Metazoa; Chordata; Testudines; Testudinidae
Source: RefSeq, a predicted model, not a curated record